CGAAGAGGAGUGGUCAGGAGGGCUGGGAGCCCGAUGGGUAGGCUGCUGCACCUCUGUCCUCACCUGCCCUGGGCCCCACGUGGGCCCCCACGUCCCUCCUGGUGCUUCUCUGUCAGAAGCCGUGAGCCACUCCCGCUUCAUUCUAGGAGAGAGACGGGCGAGGUUGGGAGGUUGGGAGUGCCAGCAGUGUGGGAGGGGACAGUGUCCCCCUCACCCCAGGGUCCCAACAUUUCCGGCUGCACAGGACAGGUGUUGUCACCACCCGAGGACGUGUUCUUUCUUCCCGGCUCAUCAAGCAUGUAAGUUUGGACAGGAACCUUAUUUCUGUAGGGCUCGGCUUCCUCGGGGGACGUUGAGGUCACUCCCCCUCAGGGACCCAAGCCUGCAGGCUGGCCUCUGGGGCACUGGUCCGCGAGCUUCCAGCAGGUGCUUCCUGCCAGAACGCUUCCAUGGGGCCAAGGCAAGGACCGCAAGGGCCGCCACAGGGCCGUUCCCCUAACCAACGCUACAAACCCAAGAAGGUUCAGGAUGGUGGUGGCCAGAAGUGGGGGUGUGAUGGCCCCACCCCUGGGAGGCUGGAGGAGGAUGCUGGCCCAGCCCCUCGAGGGCCCCAGGAGCCCGGGCAGCAUAGGCAGUGCGAGGCAGAGCACCGCUGUCUGCACCAUGUCCUGGGCUCCUGUCCUGCUGGUGCUCCUCGCCCACCGCGCAGGUUGUGGCCCUCAGCCGGUGCUGAAUCAGCCACCGUCUGUGUCCUCGUCCCCUGGAAGCACAGUCCGCCUGGCCUGCACCUUGAGCAGCGACCACGAUGUCAGCCUUUACAGCAUCUACUGGUACCAGCAGAGGCCUGGCCACCCUCCACGAUUCUUGCUGAGAUAUUUCUCCCAUUCAGACAAGAGCCAGGGCCCCAGGAUCCCCCCUCGCUUCUCUGGAUCCAAAGACUUGGCCAAGAACACAGGGUAUUUGAGCAUCUCCCAGCUGCAGCCUGAGGAUGAGGCCGUGUAUUUCUGUGCUGUGGGGGCCCAGGGCUGGGAGAGGGAGAGGGAGAGAGGGGCAGAGAAGGAGCCUGCUGCUCCAGGGCCCCAGGCGCCCCAGGACACGCUUAGCUUGAACUAA
This is a messenger RNA of Equus quagga, 1113 nucleotides long. Its product is annotated as immunoglobulin iota chain-like. Bases 529 to 1113 code for a protein of 194 amino acids. NCBI's taxonomy places the organism in Eukaryota, Metazoa, Chordata, Mammalia, Perissodactyla, Equidae. The transcript has 2 exons. Gene Ontology annotation, biological process: immunoglobulin production; immune response. The record is from RefSeq and is a predicted model, not a curated record.